Molecule: messenger RNA, 6882 nt
Organism: Megachile rotundata (alfalfa leafcutting bee)
Lineage: Eukaryota; Metazoa; Arthropoda; Insecta; Hymenoptera; Megachilidae
Biological process (GO): iron ion transport
Cellular component (GO): plasma membrane
Molecular function (GO): oxidoreductase activity; copper ion binding
Source: RefSeq, a predicted model, not a curated record
AGUAAAUUAUUGUCUUAAAAAUUAAUACGAGUUUGAUGAGAUUUUAAUUCUUUGAUAUCCGAGAAAAAAGCGUCAAAGAAUAAAACAGUCGCUUUAACAGUCUUUUUAUAAUACUUAUAAAUAGCCGAACGUAUUAAUUUCGUUAAAUGUUGUACUAUUUCAUUGUCGGAAGAUGAAUUCUGUUUCCCCUUAUUUUAUUAUCGGAGGAUGGUCUUCCUAAUAAGGGAAAUAAUAGUAUUUUUUUCAUUGACGCUAGUACGCCGUGUAUAUGAACAUUGUACCUGGUAUGAAAAUUUAUGUACAUUGAGGUCUUGUUCAUUUUUUUCAUUAAUUUUUAGACUCCAAUGAAACUGUUACAUUUUGUAAAGUGUCAAGGACAAUAAUUUACUUCAAUUUUCUUGUCCAGACAACGGGUACAGAUCUACGUUUUUUUUACGAAAUCUAAAAUUUACGUUCAUAUCUAUAGAUCUUUAGUUUUCAUUGAAAUAUGUUGCACUGCACGACAUUAGACAGAAAUAACGAAUGUCAUAUUUGCUGACACGAUCGAUGUCGGACAGAUUUCAUUGAUGAAAAGAUUCUUCGAAUAUCAGCAUUCGACGAGGUUCUGUACCGUUGCUCGUUAGCAAUUUCGAGCAAUCUAUUUUCUUUGUUUAAUACGAAUUCGUGAGUUUUGCGAUACGUUCAACUUACAUUCGUCGUUCUUUUCCUGGACACAUUAAUAAACAUGUUCCUUGUAUCAAUUCGGCCAUUCUACAGAAUUUAUGAGAAACGUAAUAAUUCUGGCACAAUGGUUAUUUCUUAUUUAUAUUUGUCCGUGAAAACAUAAAUACAACGUUCGAGUUGUAUUCCGCAUCGAUAAGGUUAUAGAAUCGAUCAUUUCCCAACUACGUAUAUAGGUGUUGCGUUAAUGCGCAUGCGUGUUACGUGUAUAGUGUCACGAUAAAUUCGCACGUGGUCGUAUGGUAAAACUGUCUUUCGCAUCGACAGUUUUUAACAGUUGAAGCUGCAUGAAAUAAUCCGAAUACUCGAACAAUUUGAUGUACAUGGUGUGUUCCAUAAGUAAUGCGAAGUAUUUUUUUUAAAGGAAUUUAUUGUAUCAAUUCUUACAAAUACUUAAAAUUCUUCAAAGUACUGCCCUCGGACAUCUACACAUUUUUGCCAGCGACGCUGCCAUAAACGGUACGCUUCCUGGAAUGCGUUUUCCGGAACCGCUUUUAGGGCCUCGGUCACGGCCGCUUGAAUGUCUUGUACGGACGAGAAACGCGUUCCUUUCAGGGGUGUCUUGAUCCGGGGGAACAAGAAAAAGUCUGCCGGUGCCAGGUCAGGACUAUAGGGGGGUUGGGGAAGCGUUAACACUUGGUUUUGGGUCAAAAACUCUCGUACUCGCAGCGCGUUGUGGCAAAGCGCGUUGUCGUGAUGCAGUAUUCAGGUACCGGAGAUGUGUUUUCUCGUCCUGACAACCCUUUUUCGCAGUCUUUCCAGCAUAUUCACUUAGUAGGCGGUGUUAACUGUCUAUCCUUCAGGAAGAAAUUCUUUAUGGAUUGUUUGACGGACUGUUUUGCUGGUUUGUGGCCGCCCGGAGCGUUGAUCGUUGCGAACCUCUUCCCGCCCUUCCUUAAAGGUCUUUAACCACCUCGAAACUUGUGAAUACCACAGAACAGAGUCCCCAUAAGCCUCAUGAAUCAUUUUAUUUGUCUCCUCAAGAGAUUUGUUUAGUUUAGCACGAAAGCUUUAUCGCGUAUCGUUGUUCCGAUCGUCGACUCCAUUUUCUCAGUAACACGGUCACCAAACAGGGGGUCACAAAAAUUAACGUCCUGUCCCUUUCACAGCUCGGAGAGCCCUGGGACCGAGUUCGUUGGAAAGCUAAGGGUCUCCCGCAUCUAACGCACGUGGUCCGAUCCCCCUCCGACCAACAGGAGCGGUUCAGGAAUUUCCUUCGCAUUACUUAUGGAACACACCAUGUAUUUAUUAUUUAAUUGCUUCCUCUAAAUGCUAGAUUUAUUCUAUUGAUGGAGCGCAGAAUUUGUAUACGUUAUACGUUCGUAGGUGGAUAUUGUUUAUAGGACGUUAGAGGAUAACCGUUGAGACAAUUUCAUCGUGUAAUAGUUAAUACGUACAAGUAUGUGACGUAUGAGUAAAUACAUGUAUGGCGGGCAAAAGCAAAUUGAUUUGGUUUUUUCGAUGGUGGUAUGUAACGCGAAAAAAGAGGCGCGCAUUUUAAUUCGCGUUACGAAAGAGAAAAUCGACGUUGGCAUUGCCUCGUUCUCGUUGAUCGUUCAUGACUUACGCGAUAUCUGCCGCGUAGUUAUCUCCACCGACGUCACCGUUAUUACACGAAGGUUAUUGCUCUUGCGUAAAUUUUCUCGUUUCUUUCUCUUCAUUUUCACGCAUUCCUUUCGUUUCGAAUGAGUAGUAAUCUGUUCUUUUCGUUAUUUUAUUGCUCGAUCGAGCCGAGGAACGCCAAAGAAUACGGUGCGCGCGGGUCUUUCGUUUCGAGUAAAACUACAAUUUUUUAUGUAAAAGGCUUUUUGCGAAGUUGCUUACUUCCUCGAUACGUAGUCGUGUCCUUGUAUGUUUUUAAAGGUGCAAUUUGGACAUAAAUAGAAUAUGACGUCGAAAAAUUUAAAAGUAAAGUAAUUUCGCGCGUUCGCGCGCGUUACUUUUGUCGCGGCGUUACCGAUUACGGUAAAUAGCUGUUUCGAUCGGUCCUGAUUUGCGAAAGAUUCACGAUCAAAUCAGAUUCACCAUUCUUUCCACGUUCGCGUUACGUGGCCUUCUUUCUUGACUAUUCCAAGUAACGAAUAAUUGCGUAAGGCCAAGGUAUACGUUAAUACGUUUUCCAUUGCGGUUACGGUUGUUGAAUGUCUUGUACCGUAAUUUAAGUUUCUAUUCAUAAUCGCGUCUCGAAGCAAUUCUUUGCGUUUCGAUGAAAUAGCAAGUUAUUCUCGUAUACGAGUAUGUGCACGUGUAGUAGAUAUUACUUCCCACCGAAGAACUAUUUCCGUAACGAAUUACAACAAAUUUGCUCGCGACAACUAAUUAUAUGUAUCGUGCAUUAUAGGGAUUAGAGAAGGAAAUAACGAUCGUACCAAGCGCGGAUUUAUUGCGAAAACCCGUGACGCGUAUGCGAUUCUACGAAAACGUUACCGUAAAUUUCCGUUUCUUCUCUUUUUUUUCUUUAUCGUCCUUUGCUUACCUUCGAAACGGACGAUAAUUCGGCGAAGGUUCGACGAUCAACGUGUUUCGUCGAGUUCUACGGCCACGUUGUAAAAAGCAAAAUGAUAUUUUUCUUGUUUGAUUUUCGAAAGUAUUACGCGAUCAGUCGGUUUAGUAUGAUUUACGAGGUUCAGAAACAACGAGCGUACUAUAAUAUAUAUAUAUAUAUAUAUAUAUAUAUACAUGUAUACGUACAUGUACGAGUGCCGACUGUAAAACGAAAUCUGAUGUAUCGCGUUUUAUUAGAGUAUUAAGCGCAAUUGUAGGAGAGAUUAAGCAAAGCGCGCUCGGUCUUUUGCGUGAUGCGACAAAAUUUCUUCUUACGGUGUACGCGUCGUUUGGAUCGUCGAUGUUGAAACGUCGCUCGAAAACCUGUUUUGUGGCGUGCAUUCUUGUUUAUUCAUCGAAACGCGGUACUCCGUAUUGGUAACCAUUAAACUUUCGAUUUGCUGCCCGGAGGAUCGUACGAUCUUGAACGGUCCUGUUUCCGUUCGCGAUCGCAUCGCGAACAUAUUAUGUACUUAUCCUUCGAGAGAGAAGAUUACGCGGUGGCGAACGCGACAAGACGAAAAAUGGGUCACUGGAGAAAUACUUUAUUGGUUCUGAUCAAAGUUCCUCUGUUGCUUCGCGGUUGUCUGUCGGAAACUAUCGUAACGGCAUACGAUCAUUUCGACGUCGAAAGCGUCGAUCCGGAGAUAGUUGACGAAUUAACUUGGACGGAUCAUCCGUGUCGGCGAACUUGUACGGACGAAGCACCUCCGAUGGAAUGUCGAUACACUUUCGAAUUAGAGUCUUAUCGUACAAUGAGCAAAGCAUGCUACGACUGUCCGUUCAAUUUUACGGAUUGUUUUCGAAAACAUUGCAUACCAGCCGAUGGCGUCGGAAGAUCGAUUUUAGUGGUUAAUCGACAAAUGCCUGGACCACCUAUCGAGGUGUGCCAAGGUGAUAGAGUAAUCGUUGACGUGAUAAAUUCGUUGCAUUCGGAAAGUACCACGAUGCAUUGGCAUGGCCAACAUCAUGUUAAAACACCGUAUAUGGAUGGUGUUCCUUAUGUGUCUCAGUGUCCAAUUCCGCCAGGUUCCAGUUUUCGAUACGAUUACAUCGCGACGGAAGCUGGUACGCAUUUCUGGCAUUCGCAUUCAGGUUUUCAACGAGGGGAUGGAGUGUUUGGUGCGUUGAUCGUGCGCGUACCUCCCAAAAUCAACUGGCACUAUCGUUUAUACGACAUCGACCAACAUACCAUGAUUCUGUCGGAUUGGACCCACGAAUUGGGAAUCGAUAAAUUCUUGGAUCAUCACCACGCGACCGGUGACAACAAGCCACCCAAUCUUCUGAUCAACGGUUUCGGUCGUUUCGCGCCGCUUCGAAAUGAAAACGACAUAGCUUCUGCAUCGAUGCCAGUCGCGACAUUUACCGUUAAGCGGAAUACCAGAUACAGGUUUAGAUUGAUCAACGCUGAAUUUCUUAAUUGUCCGAUCGAACUAUCGAUCGAUAAUCAUACUAUGCGCGUGCUUAGUUCGGAUGGACGCGACGUUCAACCUAUCCAAGCGGAAUCUCUGGUUAGUUACGCUGGCGAAAGAUUCGAUUUUGUCGUUGAAACGAACCAAAACGUAGACAAUUACUGGAUUAGAUUUCGAGGACUAAUGGACUGCGAUGAAAGAUUUACCAAGGCAUACCAGGUUGCCAUAUUGCGGUACGAAGGUGCUGACGAACAAGAUCCAGCAGGUGUAGUCGCGUAUGAAUACAGUACCAACGAUUCUUCGGAUCUGCCGCGAGUAAACGCUUUGAACGAAGGUACCGAAAAAAACGAAAGCCUGAGCAUACCCCUGUUGAGAGCCAUGGACGAAAAUGAUCAGUCUAACGUACGACCACCGGACUAUCAAUUUUACGUUUCUUACGAUUUUUACAAGAAAGAUAAUCCACAUUUUCAUCGUGAAAAAUUGUACGGAUUCCAUCAAGCGAAAUCUAACGCACGAGUACUCACCCCUCAACUAAAUCAUAUCUCGAUGAAGCUACCAUCCGUACCGCUCUUGCCUCAGCGAGACUCCCUUGAUCAGAACCAAUUUUGUAACGCAAGCACUGUCCACGAUUGCGAACAACAUUAUUGCGCUUGCACUCACGUGCUUCGCGUCAAACUUGACAGCGUGGUGGAAUUGAUUUUAGUUGACGAAGGUUUUGCUUACGAUGCCAACCAUCCCUUUCAUCUUCAUGGAUAUCAGUUUCGCGUAAUUGCUAUGGAAAGAGUAGGAAAAAGCGUCACUGUUGAACAAGUACGAGCAUUAGAUAGAAAAGGAGCGAUACGCAGAAAUCUUGACCACGCUCCUCUAAAAGAUACCGUAACGGUGCCGGAUGGCGGUUACACCGUGUUACGAUUUCAUGCGAAUAAUCCAGGCUAUUGGUUGUUCCACUGUCACAUUGAAUUUCAUGCGGAAGUCGGAAUGUCGUUGAUCUUCAAAGUUGGCGAACACGAAGAUAUGCUGCCUGUUCCGCUCAAUUUUCCCAUUUGUGGUAAUUGGCAACCGGACAACGAGCAAACUAUUGGCACCGUCUUACCGGAUAUUACCAAAUAUUCGGCAAAUAACACGUCGAAUAUAUCAAUGGAAGAAAUCGUUGAAAACGAUGUGCGACAGCUUUUGAAAUUAUUACCACAGGUUUUACAGUCGCUACGAAUCUCAGCUUCGCCUCCGGUGUCGAUCGUUUCGUACUUUUUAAUUUAUUUUUCCACAUUAUUUGUAACCGUUACCUUCUAAUACUUACCCGCUGAACUUUUCAUCGAAAUCAAAUCAAACAUGUCCACAAAUACGCUUUAUACGUAUACGUUUUUACGUUUUCAAACGUACACGAUUCAUCAUGCGCCCUACUUUGCUGUUACUAGGCUGAAAUCGAUGCAUUUUUUUCUAUUAUAACCGAUAGAUUAUUUUCUAUUAUUUUACUUUUCUACGAUCUUACCUCUUCGACGGUUCUUUAACUGUUGAUUUAGAUAAUAUAUUUCAGCGUUAGUGUUAAAUAGAUAGGAUAGAAUAAAAUAGAAUAAGAUAGAAUAGAACGUGUACGUGUUAUCGAAUAUUGUUAAAUAUCGGUUGACUAAUUUCAAUGUGUCCCCAAACGAAUUUUCGUUCGUUUUCUUGGACUAAGCGAAACGGAACAGAGCGGAACGUGCGCGAUUCAAAUGUAGCUUAUUUAUAAAUGAUUACUAUGCUGUGAUAUAAUUACCGUAACUGUACGCGUUAAGAUUCUAAUGUUAUUUAAUACAAAGAUAAAGCAUACUUUUUUGUAGGAGUAUUAUGACAUUUUCACUAGGAAUCGCACGGGUCAUUUAACAACGCGGAAACGCACGAUAAUCGACAGAUGGUCGAUGCAAGAGGUUCGAACAGAAGAAAAGCACCUGUUCCGAUGACUCUAGUCCUUGCAUAUUAAAUGUGUUAGGUGAGAAGGGGAAUGUCUGUGAUUCUUGAUUCUCAAUGAUUAAUUAGCUCUAGAUGAGACGUUCUAGGAUUUUCGACUUAGAUAGGAAAAGCGAAAAAAAGGCUAACUAACUUGUUUUGAACCCGUUGGUUCUGAGUUAUCAUGUUGGAUAUCCAACAAUAUUAUUUUUUUAUUGCUUAUUCCUACAUAUAAAUGUGAAAUCAGUUUUGUAUCAGAUUUUCCAUAAAUUCUUAUACUAUA